This is a messenger RNA of Saccostrea cuccullata (small rock oyster), 3574 nucleotides long. RefSeq names its product malate synthase-like. The transcript has 16 exons. Gene Ontology annotation, cellular component: cytoplasm. Gene Ontology annotation, molecular function: malate synthase activity. The record is from RefSeq and is a predicted model, not a curated record. Gene Ontology annotation, biological process: glyoxylate cycle. Lineage: Eukaryota; Metazoa; Mollusca; Bivalvia; Ostreida; Ostreidae. Bases 278 to 2053 code for a protein of 591 amino acids.
UUCGGGGUAGUUCUACUUUACAAACCGGAAAUUCGCUCUUUUAUAUUGAAAAGUCUAGAAAGUACUAUGAAUAUUAGAUAAGUCGGUCAUUAACUCUGAAGUGGUUCGAGACACAGUUUUUCUUAACCCUGUGUGGUUAUGUAAAAUCAUCAUAUUUAGUAGGUCACAUUAAUUGAAAGUCAGAGAUAUUAAAAUAUUGUUUCGUUGUAAAAGUGAUUUCCAGAGAAACAGUAGUGAACAAAUUUACCUGUGCAGCAAUUUAAAGUUUUCAAAUAAAAUGGAGAGCUUUGUAAGUAAGGGAUUUACUUCCCCUUCUCACACCAAAGUCAUUCAACCAGAACUGUGUUCAAUGAAAAGCGAGUCUUUUUAUCUGAAUCAGGAACUCAAAAAGAGGGGUAUCACCAACACAGAAGUGGCAGAUCCUCCUAUAAAUUGUGAGAUAGCUUACAGAACACUUCUCACUUCUGAGGCUGUGGAAUUUCUGUCAGAACUCUGCCAGGAGUUUGACAAAGAAGUGACUCAGAUGCUACAAGCCCGGGAACAAAGGAAACUGGAAUUGAAACAAACAGGUAGUCUUCCUGACUUUGAUCCUAAAACUGCAAAUAUACGAGAGUCUAGUUGGACGGUUUCACCAGUUCCCAGAAGGCUUCAGUGUCGUCAUGUAGACCUUGGUGAUGUGUCUCCUAGCAACAGAGCCCAUUUUGUUGCUGCACUGAAAUCUGCAGCACAAGGAAUUCAGACGGAUUUUGACGACGGACAUUGUCCCACUUGGGCCAAUCAGCUUCAAGGUCUCUACAAUGUAUACAGAGCGGUACACAACACUCUGCCAGGUGUACCAAACAUCGAGGAUGCUCCAGUUCUGAUGCUGAGGCCCCGUGCCUGGAACAUGGUGGAACACAACCUGAUUGUGAAUGGUCGGGAAGUCUUAGGUCCACUGUUUGAUUUUGGACUUCUUAUGUUCCACAAUGCCCAUAUUUUGUUGGAAAAGGAGUGUGGACCUUAUUUCUACCUAUCCAAACUUGAAGGCAGCAGAGAGGCUGCAGUAUGGGAUGCUAUUUUUAGCUGGACUGAGAAAAAGCUGAAGCUGCCACAUGGAUGUGUGAAGGCCUGUGUGUUGAUUGAGAAUGUCCUGGCCUCCUUUGAGAUGUAUGAGAUCCUGUAUGCCCUCAGGGACCAUUCUCUGGGACUUAACUGUGGCAUCUGGGACUACUCUGCCUCCUUCAUCAAUAAGUUUGGUCACCGGCGAGACUUUUUGCUACCAGACAGGAAUAAGUAUGUUUCUAUGGACCGCCAUUUCCUGAAGAGCUACAUGGAUCUCGUGGUACAGACCUGCCAUCGCCGCGGAUGCCAUGCAACAGGGGGAAUGGCAGCCUUGUUAUUACCUAAUACAGAAAAGGAUGAAAAAUAUCGAAUGAUUCAAAAUAAAGUCUUAAGAGCUAAGCAGGCAGAGAUAGAGGCAGGGGUAGAUGGAUUUAUGGUGUACGACGUACGCUUGGUGGGCCCAGCUCAACAGAUGUGGAAAAGGUUAACCUCAUCAGACAAUCAGUUUUCCAGAUCAAGGUCAGAGGUCAAGGUCACCAAUAAAGACUUAUUACUGAUGCCAUCAGGAGGAGUGACAGAGACAGGUUUGAAACAUAACAUUGCUGUUGGUAUCCUCUUCAUUGAAGCUUGGCUCAGAGGUGUUGGCCAUUACUAUUACAAGGGAGCUGUGGAGGAUUCAGCCACCGCUGAGAUAUCCAGGUCACAGAUCUGGCAGUGGAUAAGAUUUCAAGCAGUUUUAGAAGACAAUGGCAAGCAGGUAACAAUGGCGAUGGUGAAGACCUUAAUCAGAGAAACGAUGCAGAGGAUGUUCUGGUCAUCGGAGAAUUCUCAUUUUGUGACGGAAAAAGACAGGCAGAGGCUUCUCACAGCUGCUCAAAUGUUCCAAGAAAUCUUGUCCAAGCUAGAUUUCCCAGAAUUCAUCACUACGUAUUUGAAUUUAGAUCACACAUUUUUAAGGAGCCAGGCUUCAUUUUCUUUCAUCAGUAUGUCAGCCAUAGAAUCUCGUUUGUGAAGGAGAACUUGGUAUUCUCGUGGUAGAGCCCGGUGUCCUAGGAUCUUUGAACGGUGAACACUUGUAGUCAUUCCAUAUUAUUGGCUAUUUUAUUAAAGAUUGCAUUUUAAAAUAUAUUUACUCAAUACAAUUUUAAUUCAACCAGAAUAGUUCCUGUAGUGUUGGAGUGUUUAUCUGUCUGUCUGUAUUUGUGCUCUUUUUCCUGUUGUGCUCUGAUUUAUAAAAACUUUGCACACAAAUUACAAGAUCUAAUUUUAUUUACUGAUUGAAAUGUACAAUAUUGACCAGGCUAGUACAUGUAGAAUAAUUUUUUGAACUUUUUAGAAAUGCUACCUCAUCAUUUUGUUUGAUUUCAGUAUAUAUUUUAUUAUUUGAAAAUGCUACUUGUCUUACAGAUUUUUUUAUGUCCCUAUAUUUAAGAUUAGGGGGUAUGUGCAUUUUGGUUUGUCCAUCAGUCUGUUUGUCUGCAAAAACUUAAAGUUUAUUUAUAAUUUUUGAAUGGUUAGUGUUAAGGCUGUUUUGUUUAUUAUUUUAAAAAUAAAAAUCCUUAUGAUGAUUUUUCCUUGGAAACACACAGUGUGAUUGUAUAAAACAUUUCUCUGUUAUUGUAGUGUCAUUCUUGUAAUUAGCCAUCUGACUCGUUCUUAGUCCGAAAUAUCUGUCCAUUUAAAGAAAAAAAUUAUGUUCUACUUUUCACCAAAAAAAUCAAGCUUUAGAGGAAUGUUAUAGUCACAUAUUGAAGACAUGUAAUUUUUGGAACUUUAAUCAAGGUGAUAAUUAAUGCCUAAUGGAAACUUGUUUAUAAAAUUUUAUUUUGUAGUUUUUGCUUUUGAUGAAAAGGGGCCUCUGGUUUUGUAUCUGCCUUAAUACAUGUAUUAAAGUGCUACAGGUUUAAUAUUGUCAGUAUGGUACAGGAGUGUAUUGUAUCUCAUGUUUGUUUGUUAUUUUAUAUGUAUCAUUUAUUCAGGUGCCAUAUACUUUUCAUAUGUGAUAUGUUAAUCACAAUCAUCAGAUGUGAUUGGUAAUGCUUACAUUUGCAAAUUCAUGUCUCUUAGAAAUAUUGGGGCAUUAAAGCUCACCUGAGCCUAAGGCUCAAUAAGCUUUUCUGAUGGAAACUUGUCUGGCGUUUGUCUUUUGGGUCAUCUGUAAACUUUUAGUGACUUAAUCUUCUCAGGAACCCCAGGGCCAAUUUCAACCAAACUUGCCAAAAAAAAUCAUGAAUAAAGAAGAUUAUUUUUUUUAAAUAAAGGGCGAUGUCCUCUUUCAAGGGGAGAUAAUUAAGGAUUGGGGUCAUAAGAAAUCAGGGCCACAAAGACCAAUCAAAGUUUUGCAUGGGAAUAGAUAUUUUAAUCUACUCAAAAACAACAAAACCAUGUCAAGUCCUAUUCACAAUGGAGUAUCCUUGUGUAGUAAAUAUAUACAAAGGGGCAUGCUAAUGGAUGGCAAGGUCAUGGUAAAUCAGGUGAGCACUGUUGUCCUCUGUUUUGUAUUUAUAAAUAAAAUAUUUUUGUACUACAUGAA